This is a messenger RNA of Liolophura sinensis, 4071 nucleotides long. Its product is annotated as condensin complex subunit 2-like. The coding region runs from base 45 to 2261 and encodes 738 amino acids. The record is from RefSeq and is a predicted model, not a curated record. Gene Ontology annotation, molecular function: chromatin binding. The transcript has 18 exons. Gene Ontology annotation, cellular component: condensin complex. Gene Ontology annotation, biological process: mitotic chromosome condensation. Lineage: Eukaryota; Metazoa; Mollusca; Polyplacophora; Chitonida; Chitonidae.
CUCGUGGAUUUUAACGGAAGGCGGAUUUUUCGAAAAGCGACAGAAUGACAGCUGUGGUGAUGUCCCCUCUGGGUACUCCAGUAGGCCCAGGCAGUGGAUUGUCAACACCAGCCAUGUAUGUUUCCCCAUCUACAGGAAGACAGAUUGGUGUAACAAGUCCUGCCCCUUUUCUCAGAACAACCAAUGAGGAUGAGAAGGAAAGAAGAGAGAGGAGACGAUCUAAAGUAUUGGAGUUACAAAGGAAAAAUCAUCGCAGUCCUGGCACUCCAACUGAUAGAUUGCGAGCCACACCACUUAAUGGACUCACAAGCAAUCAGCUGUCAGAUCAUUACUCCAACUGUAUUAAACUGUCCGCAGAAAAUAAAAUUAAUUCCAAGAAUGCAUUUGGUUUACAUCUUAUUGAUUACAUGACUGAGUUGCUGAAGCGAAAGGAGCUAGAAAAUUUCCAGGUGGCCAGCUCAACAUUAGAUGCCAGUGCCAAGAUCUACGCUGGUCGUGUCGACGCCGUUCAUGCUGAGACGUACAAGGUUCUCAGUGGUCUGGGGCGGGGGGCUGAUAAACAAGACGAAGGACCGGGGGGUGAAGAUGGAGAUAUUCCUGGGGAGGAUGGGGAUGAACAACAGAAGAAGAAAAAAAAAAUGAGAAAUAGCAAGACGGUUGAGACGAACUUAAAAAAUAUCAACAUUAACAAACUGGACUUGGCAUUUGAGGUUGACCCUCUGUUCCAAGUGAUGUCAGCAGCGUUUGAUGAGGGAGGUACUGGUGGUCUGCUGAUGAACCAGCUGCGUUGCCUGGACGAUAGCUCUCACCUGCUGUUUGACUCCUCAACUAUUAUGAUCGGGGCAGAGAGCACAGCCAGCCCAGAGGAUAGUCAGAAAUUUGUGGACCUGACAGAGAUCAAAGAUAUAUUUAAAGGUGUGGACUUGCAGGGCCUACAAGUGUGUCAAGCUUUCUCCGAGUUCAAGUUCACAGACUGGGAUCACAGUGAACAGGAUUUCCUGGGGAACAAACUGGGUCCAUCCAACCAUGCCUUUGACUUGAAUGCCGAACCGGAACCUUUACCAGAGGACACAGUGGAGGAUGAGGGGGUUGUAGGGGCAGAGGAUUUCCCUGAUGGCAUGGACCAUGAACUCAGUGACACAGAGGAGAUUUGUGGUGAUGGCAAUUAUAACAGUGCUCAGAGUAGAGAGCAUAUAUUUGUGCAGGAUGGAACGGAGGCAGCUGUAGGAAGAAAUACCCUCAGUAGUAUAGGGAGUGGUACAUUUGGCUCCCUGAUACAGGUGCUAGCUGAAGAGCCCUCAGAUUACUCCUACUUCAACACAAACCUUCUUAACACCUGGGCUGGUCCCUCCCACUGGAGACUCCGACCUGUGUGUAAAGACACAAACUUAACGGACACGACAGAGAAAAGUCAACGUAAGAAAAAACCAGUGUUCAAGUUAAACUAUGAUGAGGAAAUUGAUUUUGAAAAGGAAUUCAAACAGUCCAAAGCAAAGACUUUGACCAAAGCUACAGUGAAGAAAUAUGAAAGCUCCACCACCAUGUUACCUGUGGAUUUACAUUACGAUGUGGACAACCUGCUGAAGUUGUUCACAAAGUCCAGAAUUAUGGUUCGCCGGCAGUCAACAGCUGUGGAGUCUGUGGAUGAUGGCAUAGAAAACUAUGAUUAUGAAAAUGCCAAUGACAGAGAAAACUACUGCCCUGGUGACAAUAUGUGUGAUGAUGACGACGAUGAUGACCAAGCAGAUGGAACAGGCUUUAACCUGACAGGCCCAGGGGAGUUAAGCCAGGAUCUGUUUAAUUCUCGAAACAGCACACUGAACAGUAUCGGGGAUCUCAAUGGCACGCUAAAUGGCACCCUCCUGGUAGGAGAGAAUUUAGUCGCUCAACCGAGCAAGGUGGCGAAAAUAGAGAUUGGAUAUGCCAAGACAGCCAAGAAGAUGGAUGUGAAGAAGCUUAAGACAGCUAUAUGGAGUAUCCUGACCACAGACCAAAGAGAGGACAAGGAAAAUGAAGACAAAUGGAACCAAGGCCAGACAGACACUGAUAGUACAGAUGUUAUCAAACUGGACAGUGUGAAUGGUCAUCAUUCCUUCCAAGGCCUCUUGAACACCUUACCACAGAAGAUCUCAAAGAACGCCGCUAAGAACCUCAGUGUGCCCAUCGCAUUUGUCUGUCUGCUACAUUUGGCCAAUGAAAAGACAUUGAAGAUUGUCGAUAAUGCUAUGGAGGAUUUACUUAUAGAACAGGACUGUCGAUGACCUACGCCUUGUGUCAGGUUGUCGUAGUUACCUGUAACACAGCACUCAUUGGGCUCGUGGAGACUUAUGGAGACCAUUGUCUUGAUCAUCCCCUCAGUUUUCACCCGUGACAUCAGCGAUGAUGAAGACAGUAAUUUUGAUGACAUGCUGCUACUUUCCAUUCUUCAGCACCCCAUUGUCAUUUCCUCUGCUGUUGAUGACAGCCUUGAACUAUUGUUCAAGGGCACAUUUUCCUUUUUGUAAAUGAAUUAUUGUAUGUUUUUUUACAUUGUAUAAAGUCACCAUUUUUAACAUUACAAGUAAUUUCACUGGUGUGUAUGAUAUUGUCUUAGCCCUUGUAUUCCUGUCUGUAUGCCCUCAGUGGCAAAGGGGUGAGCUUUCGCUACCUUUGUAUUCCUUUCUGUAUGCUCUCAGUGACAAAUCAGUGAGCCCUCACUACCUUUCUAUUCCUGCCUGCAUGCCCUCAGUGAUAAAUCAGUAAGGUGUCAAUACCCUUGUAUUCCUGUCUACAUGCCCUCAGUUGCAAAUGGGUGAGCUUUCACUACCUUUGUAUUCCUUUCUGCGUGCCCUCAUUGACCCAUCAGUGAGGUGUCACUACCUUUGUAUUCCUUUCUGUAUGCCUUCAGUGACAGAUCAAUGAGGUGUCAUUACCUUUGUAUUCCUGUCUGUAUGGCCUCAGUGACAAAUCAGUGAGGUGUCAUUACCUUUGUAUUCCUGUCUGUAUGGCCUCAGUGACAAAUCAGUGAGGUGUCACUACCUUUGUAUUCCUGUCUGUAUACCCUCAGUGACAAAUCUGUGAGGUGUAUUCCUGUCUGUAUGCCCUCAUUGACCAAUCAGUGAGCUCUCACUACCUUUGUAUUCCUGUCUGCAUGCCCUCAGUGACAAACCGGUGAGCUCUCACUACCCUCGUAUUCCUGUCUGCAUGCCCUCAGUGACAAACCGGUGAGCUCUCACUACCCUCGUAUUCCUGUCUGCAUGCCCUCAGUGACAAACCGGUGAGCUCUCACUACCCUCGUAUUCCUGUCUGCAUGCCCUCAGUGACAAACCGGUGAGCUCUCACUACCCUCGUAUUCCUGUCUGCAUGCCCUCAGUGACAAACCGGUGAGCUCUCACUACCCUCGUAUUCCUGUCUGCAUGCCCUCAGUGACAAACAGGUGAGCUCUCACUACCCUCGUAUUCCUGUCUGCAUGCCCUCAGUGACAAACAGGUGAGCUCUCACUACCCUCGUAUUCCUGUCUGCAUGCCCUCAGUGACAAACAGGUGAGCUCUCACUACCCUCGUAUUCCUGUCUGCAUGCCCUCAGUGACAAACAGGUGAGCUCUCACUACCCUCGUAUUCCUGUCUGCAUGCCCGGCAAAUUGGUGAGCUCUCACUAUCGUUAUAUUCCACAUCAGGGGCACUUUUGAUUUUUAGUGGAUGAUAGACUACAUUUUACAUCUCCCAACAUGAUGAUCAGUUCUUUAUAGAAACCAAGGACAUACAGAACAUAGUCAUUGCAACAACUGUCCUUGUAGUUCAAGUGGUUUCAACAAUGGAUUUCAUAACUGAUGAAGCAGUUUGAAUUCUAGAACUGUCCUGAAGUCUGUCUCAUUUCUUUCAUCAACUUGUAAAGCUUUGAUGUGUUUCAUUCAGAUCCUAUCUUCAUGUGUACAGUAGUGUAUUGUGGUAAUUACAGUGGUGUACAGUAAUGGUGAUAGUAGUAAUGCUGUCAAGGUGUCCAUUAAUGUGUACAUAUUAGAUAUCAGGAUUGGAGCACUUCCAUCUGUCUCACUGUGGAUUAUUCUCAUGGAGUAAAAUCAGUACAUGUAUA